This is a messenger RNA of Ambispora leptoticha, 143 nucleotides long. The record is from the annotation of a GenBank genome assembly. NCBI's taxonomy places the organism in Eukaryota, Fungi, Glomeromycota, Glomeromycetes, Archaeosporales, Ambisporaceae.
UUCCGGGCGCCUCAGUCACAUUUUGUGGAUUGAUAACAAAAGAAAAAUAUGUUGACAAACUGGAUAAUGCAAUAACGAUAACUGUUUUCGCACGAGAAAAAAGUUUUGCUACCAGUGAUAGUGGUCAUGAUAAUGGUCAUUAA